GGAAAUGAGAUUAAAAGACUUUUCUGCGCUUUGUUUUGACAUGGACUUCACUCUUGUGAACUAUUCUCUGAACAAAUUCCUACCGAUGGUGUACGAUGUCACAGCCCAGUUUUUGGUUGAGAAAAAAGGGUAUCCAAAGACUCUCAAACAUCGGGAUGAGUCCGAUGUAAGUAUAUUUAACCAGUUUUCAGCAUGUAUAUUGAAUAUUCUUUUGUACAAUCUUUUUAUUCAGCUGAAGCUGAUUCGCCAGGGACUUAUAUUGGAUAAAACAACACAUCAUUUCCUGGAUAUAUCAUCUACUGGUGAAGUCAUUUCAGCUUUUGACGGAAACAACUUUCUUAGCCACAAGAAGAUAUUGGAGCUCUAUCCAGACAGAAGGUGGUCAUAUUUUGACACGUUUUACAAAGGGUUUGAAUGUGAUGUAGCUACUGUAUCACAUGAUGAGCUACCUUACUUCUUUUACGACUCUGCGUUUGUAUCUCCGGUUAUUCCAGUUAUGGCCAAACACAUGAGGUCUCUUAGCCGCUGUGAAUCUGAUUUCAGUGAAAAAUGCAAAACUUUAUACAAAGAUACGUUGGAAUCUUUUAACUUUAAUUUCCAUCCAGAUAACUUUAAGAGAAAUACAGGCUUCUUUUUUCCAGAAAUGAUGAAAAAUACCGAUUUGUACAUUGACAAAGCCUCCCCAAAAUUCAAGAACCGACUUAAAGAACUAAAAGAUAAUGGUGUAAAACUUGUACUGGUAACAGCAUCACAUGUUGAUUAUACUGAGCUCCUCAUGGAUUAUUCAUAUGGUUCCAAUUGGAGGGAGUAUUUUGAUAUUGUCUGUUGUCGAGCCCGCAAGCCAGGUUUCUUCACAUCAAGUCCAGUUUCUCGUCCAUUCUAUCGAUGGAACUUUAAAAAUGACUCCAUAGGCAAUGAAACAAUGCCAGAGUUAAACUGUAAGGAUAUAUUUUUUGAAGGACAUUGGACAUGUGUGGACAAGUGGAUCAAGUGUAACGCAACAAGACCAGGACGUGUCGCAUAUGUUGGAGAUUCUUUUAAAUCAGAUAUCAUUCCCACAAAACUGUUUACUUCUUGGGACCAAAUGGCAAUUGUUUGGGAGGGUCAGAAAUAUUUGAGAGAAAAAUCUAGUGAAAAGCUUGAUCAUGUGAAUAAAAAGGCCCACCUUGAAGAAAAUGAGGAAUGGGGAAGUUUCUUUGGAAGUGAGAAACAAUUUACUAUGACUGCUGGUAAACUGAUGGCUCAUUCUGAUAUUGUCUUUAGUAAUGUUGAAAGUCUUGCUUCAUUAGAAAUGGAUGAAAAUUUUGAAACCGGUUGUUUUUACGAUUUUGAUCCCUAUGAAUAA
Messenger RNA from Bolinopsis microptera, 1345 nucleotides. RefSeq names its product 5'-nucleotidase domain-containing protein 1-like. NCBI's taxonomy places the organism in Eukaryota, Metazoa, Ctenophora, Tentaculata, Lobata, Bolinopsidae. Gene Ontology annotation, molecular function: 5'-nucleotidase activity. The record is from RefSeq and is a predicted model, not a curated record. The coding region runs from base 5 to 1345 and encodes 446 amino acids. The transcript has 3 exons.